Messenger RNA from Python bivittatus (Burmese python), 2771 nucleotides. It is a transcript of the gene CLSTN2, whose product is annotated as calsyntenin 2. Gene Ontology annotation, cellular component: postsynaptic membrane; cell surface. Gene Ontology annotation, molecular function: calcium ion binding. NCBI's taxonomy places the organism in Eukaryota, Metazoa, Chordata, Lepidosauria, Squamata, Pythonidae. The record is from RefSeq and is a predicted model, not a curated record. Gene Ontology annotation, biological process: positive regulation of synapse assembly; homophilic cell-cell adhesion; positive regulation of synaptic transmission.
UAAACAAACACAAGCCAUGGAUUGAAACAUCUUAUCAUGGAGUUAUUACUGAAAACAAUGAUACAGUCAUACUGGAUCCUCCACUAGUUGCUUUGGAUAAAGAUGCUCCUGUUCCAUAUGCAGGUGAAAUCUGUGCUUUUAAAAUCCAUGGACAGGAAAUGCCCUUUGAAGCUGUAGUCCUAAACAAGACAUCUGGAGAAGGUCAGCUUCGAGCAAGAACUCCAGUUGACUGUGAAUUGCAGAAGGAGUACACAUUUAUCAUCCAGGCAUAUGACUGUGGCAUAGGGCCUAGUGGAACAAACUGGAAGAAAUCUCACAAAGCUGUGGUCCAUAUCCAAGUAAAAGACGCUAAUGAGUUUGCACCUGCUUUUAAAGAAGCAUCUUAUAAAGCUACUGUGACAGAAGGAAAGAUCUAUGACAGUGUGUUACAGGUAGAAGCCAUGGAUGAAGAUUGUUCUCCUCAAUACAGCCAAAUAUGCAAUUAUGAAAUUGUCACAACUGAUGUUCCAUUUGCCAUUGACAGGAAUGGGAAUAUCAGAAAUACUGAAAAGCUCAGUUAUGACAAAGAGCAUCAGUAUGAAAUAAUGGUAACAGCUUUUGACUGUGGGCAGAAACGUGCAACUGAAGAUGUCCUGGUACGUGUUGAAGUUAAGCCUGUGUGUAAACCUGGAUGGCAAGACUGGAAAAGACAUAUUGAGUACAAGCCUGGUUCUGGGAGCAUACCUUUAUUUCCUAUCAUUCACCUGGAGACUUGUGAUGGACCUGUUUCUUCUAUCCAUGCCACUGUUGAGCUUCAAACCAACUCUAUUGGAAAAGGCUGUGAUCGUGAGACAUACUCAGAGAAAUCCCUGCAGAAAUUAUGUGGGGCAUCAUCAGGGGCCAUUGACCUGUUACCAACACACAGUGCAGCAAAUAACUGGACAGCUGGUCUUCUGAUGGACAGCAAUGACAUGAUUUUUAAAUUUGAUGGAAAGCAAGGUGCCAAAAUUCCUGAUGGAAUAGUACCAAAGAAUCUAACUGAUCAGUUUACCAUCACCAUGUGGAUGAAACAUGGCCCAAGUCCAGGAUUAAGAGCAGAAAAAGAAACAAUUCUGUGCAAUUCUGAUAAGACAGAAAUGAAUCGACACCACUAUGCACUUUAUGUGCAUAACUGUCGCCUAGUGUUUUUGUUACGGAAAGAUUUUGACCAAGCUGAUACUUUCCGUCCUGCAGAAUUUCACUGGAAGCUUGACCAGAUUUGUGAUAAAGAAUGGCACUACUAUGUUGUCAACGUUGAGUUCCCAGUAGCUACCUUGUAUAUGGAUGGUACAACAUACGAACCUUACCUUGUAACUAAUGACUGGCCUAUUCAUCCAUCACACAUAGCAAUGCAACUCACUGUUGGAGCCUGUUGGCAAGGAGGAGAAGUCACGAAGCCCAGAUUUGCUCAGUAUUUCCAUGGCAGUCUUGCCAGCCUUACCAUACGACCAGGCAAAAUUAAGAGUCAGAAAGUGAUUUCCUGCUUGCAGGCUUGCAAGGAAGGUUUGGAUAUUAAUUCCCUGGAGAGUCUUGGCCAAGGAAUAAAGUAUCACUUCAAUCCUUCCCAGUCAGUCCUUGUUAUAGAAGGAGAUGACAUUGAGAAUAUAAAUGAAGCUCUCCAAAAGGUCUCCUAUAUCAACUCAAGACAGUUUCCAACUUCAGGUAUUCGCCGCCUUAAAGUGUCAUCCAAAGUCCAAUGUUUUGGUGAAGAUACCUGCAUUAGUAUUCCAGAUAUAGAUGCCUAUGUGAUGGUGUUACAAGCCAAGGAGCCCAAGAUUACAAUAACUGGAAUGGAUCACUUUGCAAGACCUGCCACACAAUUUGAACAUGAAAGAGGUGUGAUUCUUUUACAGGAUGUCAGAAUUGUCAGCACAGUGUCUAAAAUGGAACAUCCCUCUGACCUGAAGGAAACUGUGACUAGAGCCCAUAAACCAGUUCUGUUAGAAGAAAUGGAUCACAAUUUGGAUUUCUGUGAUAUUUUGGUAAUUGGGGCAGAACUGGAUCCCAAGCAAGAAUGUUUGGAAUUGGAUAAGAAAGAUCUUCAAGGGAAACACAUAGAAGCUACUAACUCCACAGCAGGAUAUUCAGUAUAUGGUGUGGACACUGUGAAAAACUAUGAAAAGGUCUUACAGCAAAUUCGCUAUCGUAAUUGGCACACAUCUUCCAUUUCUGAUAGAAAGUUUAGAAUCAAGUGUUCAGAGCUGAAUGGGCGUUACACUAGCAAUGAAUUUAAUUUAGAGGUUAAUAUUCUACAUAAUUCCAACUCUAAUUCCAUGGAAUAUGCAAAUCAUAUAAUAAUACAGCCACAAUUUCUCCAGUCUGUCCAUCACCCAGAGGAAAGCACAAAUAAUAUUCAAGGCUCAGUACUUCCAAGUACGGCUACCAUUUUCAUAAUAAUCUGUGUCAGUGUCCUAGUCUUCAUCAUAGUUCUGGGGGUAUACAGAAUUCAGUCAGCUUACCAUCACACUUCAAAGGAACAUGAAACUAGUAAAGAAAAUGAAAUGGACUGGGAUGAUUCAGCUCUGACUAUCACAGUCAACCCCAUGGAAAAAUAUGAAGAACCUUGUUGUGGAGAAGAAGAAAGUGAUGAGGAAGAAGUUGAAGAUGAAGAUGAUACAAGUGCAGACUCAGAUGAGACUGAGGAGGAAGAGGAAGAAGAAGAAGAGGAAGAAGCCAUUGGGAAUAAAGGAGGCAAACAAAAUGCGACCAGGCAAGAUCAGUUGGAGUGGGAUGAUUCAACAUUACCUUACUAG